This is a messenger RNA of Ilyonectria robusta, 903 nucleotides long. Its product is annotated as alpha/beta hydrolase fold-domain-containing protein. The record is from RefSeq and is a predicted model, not a curated record. Bases 1 to 903 code for a protein of 300 amino acids. The transcript has a single exon. NCBI's taxonomy places the organism in Eukaryota, Fungi, Ascomycota, Sordariomycetes, Hypocreales, Nectriaceae. Gene Ontology annotation, molecular function: hydrolase activity.
AUGCCUAGCCUCAAAAACUACAUCGUCUCGUGGGCGGUGUGGUUCAAGUUCAAGGGCACCUGGCAGUCCGCCGAGGGCCUCAACAAGCGCAUCGUGGAGAACCGCAAGAAUGGCACGCACCAGCCGCCGGACCACCUGCACAAGAAGUUCAUCAUCGAGGAGAUGAAGCGGCCCGAGGGCUACACCGUGUACACCGUCGCGCCCAAGUCGGAGACGCCCACCCAGGCGCGCCUGAUGUAUCUCCACGGCGGCGCCUUCGUCUUCGAGAUCACCGCCCAGCACUGGACCCUCGUGGCCGAGCUGGCCGACCGCCUCCAGGCCGUCGUCACCGUGCCCAUCUACCCGCUGGGACCGGAGACGCCCGUGUUGCAGAUGUACGACGAGGUCCAGCCACUGUACAACGAGCUCGCGGCCGAUCCGGACCCGACGCCGUUCUGGGUCAUGGGCGACUCGGCCGGAGCAACCAUGACGCUCGUCAUGACGCAGCAGGCCCGCCUGGCCGGCGUCCCCACGGCCUCGCGCCUCGUCCCCAUCUCGCCGUGCACUGAUUGCAGCCUUGCCACCCCGGAGCUGCACGCCAUGGCGCUCAAGGACCCCUGGCUCGACGUCCCGGGCAUCGCGGAGGUGACCCGCCUCAUCUGCCCGGGCGUCGACACCAGGAACCCGCGCGUGAGCCCCAUCUACGGCGACCUGGCCUUCCCGCCCAUGCUGGUCCUCGCAGGUGGGGUGGACCUCCUGACGCCCGACACCAAGAAGAUGGUGGAACAGGCCAAGGAGCAGGGCACCCAGGUCGAGCUGGUCUAUGGUGAGGGUAUGAUGCAUGUGUGGCCGCUGCUCCCCAUCCCCGAGGCGACGGUGGCUGUGAACAAGAUAGUCGAGUGGCUAGAGGAGUCGAAGAAGUGA